Molecule: messenger RNA, 1274 nt
Organism: Rhipicephalus sanguineus (brown dog tick)
Lineage: Eukaryota; Metazoa; Arthropoda; Arachnida; Ixodida; Ixodidae
Exons: 1
Coding region: 356-1261 (301 amino acids)
Source: RefSeq, a predicted model, not a curated record
UACAAAAAAAAGUGCAUAGCUGGUGCUUCUACUUUCAGAGUACAACGUUACUCGCUUAAAAAUUGUGCAUGUUUGUCUUGGCCGCGAUCCGGCUCGGCUUGACGGCCUUCUGGUUAGGCUAGAAGUGCCAUCAGCAGAGGGCAAGGUGCACAGAAUAUGCGACUUGUAGUUAUUAUUUUUUACUGAAAAGUGUAGUUUACAGGGGCGUAAAUUGGACUGGGAUACAAAAACAGUAGUAGAGUAAAUAUGGUAAUCUAGGUCGGACCGGAUCCAAUCCAAUCCACAUCUCAAGCUGCCUGCGCUGCAGCCAUAUUGCCAUUCUUCUUGCGAUGCAGUGAGCAUGCAGUGAGUUGCUAUGCCUUUUGCGAAGAAGUGUUCAUUUAACCCUGAUUGGGUGAACGCGGAAAUAUCCGAGCACGCCUCAUGGAUUAGAGCAGUGCCGAACGACACAAGUAAGGCUCAGUGUGCAGCAUGCCAGAAGACUUUCACGCUUAGCAAUAUGGGCAUCGCUGCAGUCUCCAGUCACGCUUUGAGCAAGAAAUACCUAGCUGCUGUGAGCGUGGUGCAAAGUGCUUCCCAGACAAACAUCCGCGCGUUUUUUGGUGCUGGACCCAACUUGCCGUGUUCCGUGACUGCUACGAGUGAAUGUGUAUCGGCUGUGCCAAGCAAGAGUGCUCAAAGCGUGCCUGCUAAACCAGUGGCCAUCGCGCCUGAAGGGAAGGCAUCCUUAAAUGGGUUUCGAGUCAAGAAAUGUGUCACGAAAGCAGAAGUUGUUUGGUGUCUAAACACUAUAGCGACCCAUGGAUCGUUUCGUUCAGCAGCAGCGUCAGCGGCGCUUUUUCCUAUCAUGUUCCCCACGUGCGACGUCGCGAAGAAGAUGCAACUUGUUAAGGACAAAACUGGCUAUACAAUUUGUUACGGUAUAGCCCCGUACUUCCGAAACGGGCUGCUAUCAAAGCUGCAUGGUGUCCCACACGUGGUCGUGGCUUUUGACGAGUUCCUGAACAAAAUUGCUCAGAAAGAGCAAAUGAAUGUUUUGAUCAGGUUUUGGGACCCAGCUGACGGCGUUGUCAAAACCCGCUACCUGACGUCCUGUUUUUUAGGACACACUUGCGCAGAGGAUUUAGCUGCCGCUUUCAAAAAGGCCACCGAGAACAUUGAGCCGGCAAAAAUACUUCAACUUUCGAUGGAUGGUCCAAAUGUCAAUUUGAAGUUGUUGAAGUCAUUGAAGGAAGAGCUUUCUGCAUCUGAUGGAAAUUAGAAUAUUGUGGACA